AUGGCAGCUCAAGCUUUGAUUCCUGAGGAUGAGCUCAUCUGUUGUUCUGUAUGUUUUGAUAUUUUUAAAGAGCCUGUUGUCCUAAAAUGUAGCCACAGCUUCUGCAGAGUGUGCCUGGAGCAGUACUGGGAAGAGAAGAGCUCUCGAGAGUGUCCCAUCUGCAGGAGAGAGGCCUCUAUGGAGGAACCUCCUAUAAACCUGGCUUUAAGAAGCAUUGUGGAAUCCUACUUAAAGCAGAAGACUGACAGAGAAACUGCACACAAGAGUGAGGCUCGCUGUAGUCUUCAUGGGGAGAAACUUCUAUUAUUCUGCAAACAUGACAAAGAAACUCUCUGUGUCGUCUGCCAGACUUCAAAAAAACACACAAACCACCCAGUCUGUCCAGUGGAAGAGGCUGUACUGGAUCUUAAGGAGGAACUCAAGCCUGCACUUAAUCUCAUUAAAGAAAAACUGAAGAUCUUUACUAAGAAUGAACGAGAGUGUAAGAAAACCGCAGAACAUUUUCGGAGUCAAAUGCAGCACACAGAGGGGCAGAUAAAGGCAGACUUUGAAAAGCUGCACCAGUUCCUACGAGAGGAAGAGGCGGCCAGACUAGCUGUACUGAAGGAGGAAGGGGAGGUGAAGAGUCGGAUCAUGGAGGAGAAAUUGGCAGACAUCGCAAGACGCAUCUCCACCCUUACAGACAAAAUCACAACUAUAGAGAAGGCCAUGGACACUGAAGAUGCCUCCUUUUUAAAGAGCUACCAGAACAUCAAAGACAGAGCCCAGUGCACACUGCAGGACCCAGAGCUGCUCUCAGGGGCACUGAUAGAUGUGGCCAAACACCUGGGCAACCUGAAGUUCAGAGUCUGGGAGAAGAUGCUGGGGAUGGUGCAGUACACUCCUGUGAUGCUGGACCCCAACACUGCAAGUGCCUAUCUCUCUCUCUCUGAUGAUCUGACCUCUGUGAGACCCACAGAUACAGCGCAGAACUGUCCUGACAACCCAGAGAGGUUUUACCCCUGUGUGGACGUGCUGGGAUCUGAGGGGUUUACCUCAGGGAAGCACAGCUGGGAGGUGAAGGUUGGGAGUAAAACAGCCUGGACUAUAGGAGUGGUGAAAGAGUCCAUUAUUAGGAAGGGAAGUAUAACACUCAACACAGAGAAUGGAUUCUGGGUCUUUUCCCUGUGGAAUGGUGAUGAGUACCAAGCAGGAGGUACUGUGCUCACACUGGAGAGGAAACCCCAGAGCAUCAGAGUGCAGCUGGACUAUGACAGGGGGGAGGUGUCCUUCUUUGACUCCAGUGACAUGGCCCACAUUCACACUUUGGAAGACACGUUUACUGAGAGAUUGUUCCCAUACUUCUCUCCUCAUGUGAAAGAUGGUGGUUGGAAUGACGCCCCCCUGCAAAUAUGUCCAGGAAAGGUUUCUGUAACAGUGACAUCAUCCCAGUGAAGCAGUUUGCUAAAAAAAGAAAAGAAAAAUGAAGAAACAAGAGAUGUUGUACUUGUAAGGAAUUUGGGUUGUUUCAAACCCGCCUCAGCAUGCCUGGUUGUUGACAUGAAUUGUGAUUAAGGAGGGGUUUUCCAUGGCCUAUCAGAACCAAAUCGGAGCACACACACACAGACGUAUCGAAUUAAUUAUUUUGUGAGUUUAUUUCAUAUAAUGUUCUUGCACAAAA
Conger conger (European conger) is the source of this 1660-nucleotide messenger RNA. Its product is annotated as zinc-binding protein A33-like. Lineage: Eukaryota; Metazoa; Chordata; Actinopteri; Anguilliformes; Congridae. The transcript is spliced from 6 exons. The record is from RefSeq and is a predicted model, not a curated record. Gene Ontology annotation, molecular function: zinc ion binding; protein binding. Bases 1 to 1434 code for a protein of 477 amino acids.